Anastrepha ludens (Mexican fruit fly) is the source of this 1659-nucleotide messenger RNA. Its product is annotated as protein yellow-like. The transcript has 6 exons. Gene Ontology annotation, cellular component: extracellular region. Lineage: Eukaryota; Metazoa; Arthropoda; Insecta; Diptera; Tephritidae. Bases 1 to 1659 code for a protein of 552 amino acids. The record is from RefSeq and is a predicted model, not a curated record.
AUGUCACUUUCAAACGAAGUAGAUAGGGCUCUAUUAGCUAUCGAUAGAAGAAGUAAUCAUCUAUCAAGUGAGCAAAUGCGCCAUCACGAGGAAGUGUUGAGCAUAUUUAUUGCAGCGGAAGAUGAGGAAGAUGAUCCGUUUGUCACCGACGACGAUAAUGAUGAGGAUUAUGUUCCUGUUGAUGACGAAGAGGUGUCUGAUAUUGAGAAUGAGCUGGGGGUUGAAGAAGAAUUGCCUGAAAACGAAGAAAUGUAUGAAGUUGAAUGGGAUGAAGUAAUCGAACCAGAGCAUAGUGUCUCAAAUCUUACCAGUGGAGUGAAUCGAUUACUAGGUGAAAAAGAGCAAUGUUACGAGUGCAAGAUUGACAAUAUGUUUUGGAAAAAGGAACCGCCAGCACCUAGAGCACGCCAUUGGAACCGAUUUACCAGUAUCAGCACCAGACCAGUGGGACCUGCUCAUCGAUUUCUGCCAAAUCCAGUGUCUAUUUUUCCUGACAUAAUGUCACCCCACAGACGAAAUGGAAAUGUCAUAAUCAGUAUCGAGCAACGCGAUAUAGAAACCGUAUUUGAGUGGAAAAAGCUCGACUAUGGAUUUCCUACUGAAGAAGAUCGUCAAGAGGCGUUGAAUAAUGGCAAAUUUGUGCCCAAUAAUGGUUUUCCAAUCGGUAUGGCACCACAUCGUCAAUCACAAAAUGAUACACGAGUGUUCGUCACGAUCCCCAGAUUCCAAACAGGCAUUCCAUACACACUGGCGACUGUGAAUGAUACAGAAGAUGGCCCUGUUCUGUAUCCAUAUCCAAGUUAUGAAUGGCAUACUGCUCAGGGAAGUAAUUGUGAUAACAUUACUUCGGUAUUUCGUGUGGCGUUAACAGAGUGUAAUCAGAUGGUGGUCCUUGAUACGGGCAUGGUCGGCUUCACUCAAAAUUGUCCGCCACAACUACUGGUAUUCGAUUUAAAUACAGAUACAUUAGUUCGUCGAUAUCACCACUGGCUGUGGUGCAUGAUCCUCCUCCAAGCGGCACCUGCCAGAACUUUCAAGUGUACAUUGUACGCUGACGUCUCGUAUCACGGUCUCGUUAUUUAUGACUCGGAGCAGAAUACCGCCUGGCGUGCCGAGAAUAAAUUCAUGUACCCAAAUCCCGAUUAUGGCACUCACACCAUUGCUGGUGAAAACUUCACGCUGAUGGAUGGCAUAUUUGGUUUGGCCACCGAUCAACGUCAACUCUACUUCCAUCCAUUGGCCAGCAAUAGUGAAUAUGCAGUGCCAUUGAAUGUGUUGAACAAUCGUACCAAUUGGGCUAACAACUCGGGGGCAAUGGAAGAUGAAUUCCGUUCAUUGGGCCAGCGUAGUAGUGAAUGUGCAGCCGAAACAAUGGAUAGUCAGAAUAAUCUCUAUUGUGUUACAUUCAAUCCAAUUCAGUUGACUAUGUGGAAUACUAAUACGACUUUCAAUGCAACAAAUGUGUUGGAAGUGCCAGCAGAUCCGAGUCUAAUAGAAUUUGUCAGCGACAUGAAGGUGUUCAAAAACGAUGCAGGCAUAGAAGAAUUGUGGAUGAUAUCAAUUCGUUUUCAGAAAUUUUUCCUAGGCACUUUGAAUAGCAGUGAAGUUAACUACCGAAUUUUGAGGCGGCCGCUUGAUGACAUACAAAAUCUGAACUAG